AUGGCUCUCGAUAAAUCUGUUGUCAGCAGGGUGGAGAGAGACAAAACCAAAGGACAUGUGAAACUAGCAGAGAUGGGCUCCAAACAUGGACCUGUGAGCUUAGUGAAUAGAAUUCAAUUGGUGAAAGGGCUAGAGGAUGUGACGCUGUGUGAGAAAGAAGUCUGUACAUUUGAGGUGGUCCUCAGCCAUGCGUACAUCCAGGGUGAAUGGACCAGGAAUGGACUCCCCCUUAAAUCCAGGCCUGUGUGUCGAAUUGCCACGCAGGGGAAAAAACACACACUCACCCUGACGCGGGUCACGGUUUCUGACAUGGGCGUCAUCAGCUUCAAGGCUGAAGGGAUCGAAAGCUCAGCUAUGCUGACAGUCACAGCCAGGGAUAUAAAGAUUGUGAAGGAUCUUCAGAAUGCCAGUGUGACCGAGAGGGAGAGUGUGACAUUUAUCUGUGAGGUCAACUGGGAAGAUGUGGAUGGGAAGUGGUACAAGGACGACAGCCGGUUGCGAGCUAGGGACAAUGUUAAAAUAAGAUGUGAGGGUAAAAUACACUCCCUGAGCUAUAAAUCAGUCAAACCAGAAGAUGCUGGUGAAAUCAGAUUCACUGCCGAGAGGGUCUCUUCAACAGCAACACUACGAGUUAAAGAGCUUCCAGUUAAUUUUUUGAAGCCCCUGAGGGUGAAGAUUGCUAUGUACAAACACCGUGCCUUGCUGGAGUGUCAGGUCUCCCGUGACAAUGCUGUGGUUAAAUGGUACAGAAGAAACCAUGAAAUUGUGCCAAAUGGCAAGUACCAAACUAUCAGUGAAGGUGUGUACAGACAGCUCAUCAUAGAUGAUGUGGGCUCCUCAGAUGAAGACACUUUUAUCUGUGAUGCUGUUGAUGAGAGGACUUCCUGCCAACUGUUUGUAGAGGAGCAGGCCAUCGGCAUUUUGAAAGGACUCAGUUCUGUGGAGGUCAUGGAGCCUAAAGAGGCUCGUUUUAAAGUGGAAACCAGUAUUAAAUUAGAGAGGGCACCAAAAUGGACCCUGAAUGGGCAGAUGCUAUGCCCCUGUCCAGAAAUCAGGAUUGAGAGGCAAGGAACCUCGAACAGACUUAUUUUCACCCAAACUGACAGCAGCAUGUGUGGCAUUGUGCAGUUCACCUCGGGGAAGAGCAAGUCAGAAGCUCAACUCACAGUUACAGAGCGGCCUUUGAUCAUCAAACAGCCCAUUUCAGAUGUGGAGGUGAAGGAGAACGGGUCAGUUACUCUCAGCUGUGAGUUCUGUCCAUCCCCCAGAGUGGUGCGCUGGUUCAAGGGUAGAACACCCCUGUUUGCCUCCAAUAAGUGCACAAUGAAGCGAGAAAAGAACCGGGUUGAGAUGACCAUCCUGGGUGUGAAAGUAGCAGAUUCAGGAGAGUAUCGGUGUCUGGCUGGUGGCUCGGAGACAAGAGGAAGAAUCAGUGUGGAAGUUAAAAGGUUGAAGAUCAUAAGACAUCUGGAGCAAGUAGAGACUGAGGAAGAUGGAUGCGCUGUAUUCAGUUGUGAACUGAGUCACGAGUCACCCAGUGUCCAGUGGCUUCUCAAUGACAGAGUACUGUACACCAACCACAUAAACAAAGUCCAGAAUUCUGGAAAAGUGUACAGUCUGAUUCUAAAGCGACUCGCUCCUCAAGAGAGCCGUGUAACAUUCAAAACCUUUGAUAUCAGCGAGUCUGUGUUCCUCAGGGUCAGAGAAAAGCCAGCAGUAUUUCUCAGGUCACUGGAGGAUGUAGCAGGUGAGGAGCGUGGAGAAGUCCUUCUGCAGUGUGAGGUUUCCAAGCCGUCUGUAACUUCUGUCUGGAGGAAAGAUGGUGAAAUUCUGACUGUCAAUGAGAAGUAUGAGAUUCUUCAUUUAGGAAAGUCAUUGACUCUUAUAAUUCGCAAGCUGAGAAAGGACGAUGGAGGGGAGUACAGUUGUGAUAUUGGCUGCAGCCAAACUAAAGCGAAAGUCAUAGUUCGUGACCUGCGCGUUACCAUUACCAAACGCAUACGGACAACAACUGUGCUGGAAGGGGAAGACUGCAGUUUUGAGUGUGUCCUGUCCCAUGAAAUCAUCGAUGAAGCAUUGUGGAUCUUGAAUGGCAAACUGAUUGUCAGCAAUGGACGGAUCAUAGUCACUAACCAGGGGUGCAAAUACACAAUGAGCAUUCAGGAAGUUAUUAUAUCUGAUGCCGGAGAAGUGGUCUUUACCAUCAAAGAUCUCAGUUGCAGGACUAUGUUGUUCGUCAAAGAGAAGCCUGUGAGAGUGUUUAGGGAUAUGCUAAAUGUUAAAGCGACACCCGGUGAAGAUCCAGAGCUCAGCUGUGAGAUCACCAAACCUGAUGCAACAGUUAAAUGGCUGAAAAAUGGGCGAAUAAUUAGAGUCAGCCCAAAAUAUGAAAUAACCCAAAAGGAUUAUUUGGUGAAGCUCAUCAUCCAUAAUGCAGCCAUAAUGGACUCAGGAGAGUACUGCUGUGAGGCUGAUGGGAUUGCUACAAGGGCAAGAUUAGAUGUCAGAGACUUGCAACAAACAUUUGCGAAGGAACUGAAGGAUUUGCGUGCAGAGGAAAAGGGCACAGUGAUCAUGGAGUGUGAAACCAGGAGGGCCACCACUACCGUGAACUGGUUAAAAGGCUUGAUGGUGCUCAGCUCGGGACAAAAGUACAUGAUGAAGAAAAAGGAUGUUGUCCUCACUCUGACCAUCUUCAGUCUGGAGAAGAGUGACAGUGCCGUCUACACCUGUGACGUUGGGACAAUGCAGAGCAGGGCAUUACUUACAGUUCAAGGUCAAAAAGUGGUCAUUGUGGAUGAGCUAGAAGAUAAAGAGUGUCUAGAAGGAGAUACCAUCGUCUUCAAGUGUCGGAUCUGCCCAAGUGACUAUACUGACAUUAAAUGGUACCUGGAUGAGACCUUGCUCUAUACUAAUGAUCUUAACGAGAUCAAGAUGAUGCCUGGUGGCUACCACACUCUUACCUUUAAACAGCUUGCACGUAAAGACACCGGCACCAUCUCCUUCGAGGCUGGGGACAAAAGAUCAUAUGCGUCACUAUUAGUCAGAGAGAGACGCCCCACGAUAACUAAAGCAUUGGAGGACACAGAAGCAAUUGAAGGAGGAAGUUUGGUGCUGUUAUGCAAGACCUCAAAGCCAUGUCAUAUUGUUUGGUACAAAGAUGGCUGUUUAGUCUGGAAUUCCUCAAAGUACUUAGUUAGUCGAUCUGGGAAUGAGGCCAGGCUGGCCAUCCGUGAUGUGAAAGACAGUGACGCAGGGGUGUACGAGUGCGAUGCAGGAUCGGUUAGCAGUAAAGCCACUUUGACUGUUAAAGUUAUCCUUGCUGAGUUUACAAAAGCUCUUCAGAACCAGGAGGUCAAAGAGGGAGAGAGUGUGACGCUGACGUGCGAAUACUCUAUACCCGGCGUCCAGUUUGUCUGGCGCAAAGGACCUGAGACACUAAAAUAUAGUGAUAAGUACCACAUGAGGCAGAGGAAAUCUUGCAUUUCUCUUACAAUACACAAUCUGAUGCCGGAAGACUCUGGGAAUUACACAUGCAUUUGCAGAGACCAAAAAACUAUGGCUACUGUUACAGUCAAUGCGGUUCCUAUAUCAUUUGUUAAAGAGCUCAAGAACCAAGAGACAGAGGAGGGUAAAAAUGUGACAUUACGCUGUGAGCUUUCUAAAGCUGGAAUCCCUGUGGAAUGGUUGAAAGGUGAACAAAAGCUCUGUCCUGGCGAGAAGUAUCAGAUGAGACACAUAGUCACCAUACUGGAGCUGGUAAUCAGAAGUCCAGUGCCUGAGGACAGUGGAACGUACAUCUGUGUGUGUGAAGAUCAAAGGACCAAAGCUAUUAUCAAAAUACGAACUCAACCCAUUACGUUCAAACAGAAGUUAAGAAAUCAAAUAGCUGAGGAGGGAAACAGCAUAAUCUUACAUUGUGAGAUAUCCAAACAAGACAUCCCUGUUGAGUGGAGAAAGGGGAACAACCUGCUCAAGUCCGGAGAGAAGUACAAGAUCAGGCAGAGAGGCUGCAUGCUAGAGCUGAAGAUUUUCAAUUUGACACAAGAGGACAGUGGAGUCUAUAGCUGUACAAGUGAAACUGCCCAGACAUCAGCCAACAUUACUGUUAGUGGUCAACCUGUCACUUUCAAAGAGAAGCUGAAAAACCUGGUAGCCGAGGAAGGGAAGAUGAUAAAAUUGCAUUGUGAGCUUUCCAAAACCGGUGUCCCAGUAGAAUGGUGGAAUGGAGACGAGCUGCUCCAGCCUGGAGAGAAGUAUAAGAUGAAAGAACGAGACGCAUCAGUUGAGCUGAUCAUCUGUGAGGCCGUACCUGAAGACAGUGGAGUCUACAGAUGUGUCUGUGGAGACCAAAAGACCAAAGCUACAAUCAAAAUUGUUGGUGCUCCAGCUACUUUUAAACAAAAACUUACGAACCAAGAAGCUCUUGAAGGGGAAUCUAUAACCUUACACUGUGAGCUCUCCAAAGUUGGAGUACCUGUGCAAUGGUGGAGAGGAGAUAAACCGCUCCUUCCAGGGCCACGGUACCAGACGAGGCUGGAUGGAAGGACAGCUGAGUUGGACAUAACUAAUAUUUUCUCUGAAGAUGCUGGAAUAUACAGCUGUGUGACUGGAGGCCAAAAGACCACAGCUGAAGUGAAAGUCAAAGCUCGUCCGAUUACAUUCAAUCGAGAGCUUCAGAACCAGGUGUCUAUAGAGGGUGAGAGUGCAGUAUUUACCUGUGAGCUUUCAAAGCCUGGUGCUCCAGUCGAAUGGAGGAAAGGUAGAGUAAUUCUGAAAGCUGGAGCCAAAUAUCAUACGAAACUGGAGGGACGAUUAACCAAACUGGUGAUAAAUAAUCUUGUUGAGGAUGAUGCAGGAAAUUACACCUGCAAAACCAAAGAUUCACAAUCAACAGCCAAAUUGAUGGUUCAAGGACUCCCUGCUACCUUUAAAGCAACUCUGAAGAACCAGGAACCUCAGGAGGGGAACAGUGUCACUUUGCACUGUGAACUUUCUAAGCCAGGAGUUCGAGUAGAGUGGUGGAAAGGAGAAGAAAUGCUCAAGACUGGAGAAAAAUAUCAAUUGAGACACAAAGAAGCAAAAGCUGAACUGCUAAUAAGGAAGGCACAACCAGAAGACAGUGGAGUUUAUCGAUGUGUCUGUGAAGAUCAAAAGACCGAAGCCACCAUCAAAGUUAAUGCUCUCCCCAUCACUUUCAAACAAGAACUUAUGAAUCAAGAGGGUGAAGAAGGGAACAACGUCACCUUGCGCUGUGAGCUCUCAAAGGCCAGUGCUGGUGUGGAGUGGUUGAAGGGAGAAGAAGUACUUAAGCCUGGAGAAAAGUACCAGAUGAGACAGAUUGCAACUAAAAUGGAGCUUGUUAUCAGGAAAGCCAUACCUGAAGACAGUGGAGUCUACUUUUGUGUGUGCCCUGAUCAGACAUCCAAAGCAACGGUUAAAAUCAAUGCUUUCCCAAUCACGUUCAAACAAAACUUGAGAAAUCAAGAAGUGGUGGAGGGCAACACUGUUGCUUUGCGUUGCGAGCUUUCCAAACCGGGCGCCUCUGUGAAAUGGUGGAGGGGUGAAGAGAUGCUGCGAGUUGGAGAAAAGUACCAGAUGAGGAUCGAGGGAAGGAUUGCUGAACUACUUAUCAAGAAUGUCAACUCUGAAGAUAUAAGCUCCUACAGCUGCACUACGGGAAAGGAAAAGACAACAGCAGAAGUCAAAGUCAAGGCUCUACCCGUCACUUUUAAACAAGAACUCCAAAACGAAGUAACUAAAGAAGGUGGGCAAGCUGUGUUAAGGUGUGAGCUCUCUAAACCCGGCACUCAAGUAGACUGGAGAAAAGGAAGAAUUAUUCUCAAACCCAAUGACAAGUAUGAAAUAAAGCAAGAGGGAACAUUCACCAAACUGGUCAUACAUAAUGUUGAAGCAAGUGAUGCUGGGAGCUAUUCAUGUAAAACCAAGGAUUCUGAGACAACUGCUGAGCUAACCGUUAAGGUUCCACCGAUCACUUUUAAAGUCAAGUUGAAAAAUCAGGAAGUUGAAGAAGAAAAUACACUCGUAUUACACUGUGAGCUCUCAAAAGCUGGAUGUCCUGUUGAAUGGAGAAAGGGGGAAGAGCUCCUCAGAUCUGGGUAUAAGUAUCAAAUCAGGGAAUGUGAUGUUACAAGGGAGCUGAUCAUCAUGAAAGCCUUGCCUGAAGACAGUGGAAUCUACAUAUGCAUUUGUGGGGAGCAGAAUACCAAAUCUACAGUCAGAGUGUUCGCCACACCAGUAACGUUCAAACAAAACCUGAAGAACCAAGAGGCUCCUGAGGGAGGUGUUGUUAUUCUGCACUGCGAGUUGUCCAAGGCUGGGGUACCAGUAACAUGGUUGAGAGGGGACGAGGAGCUCAGCAAUGGAACUAAAUACAAGAUCAAGCAGGAGGGAUUGGUUGCCGAAUUAUACAUUAAAAAUGUCAUUCCUGUGGAUGUUGGGGAAUAUAGCUGCAUUGUUGGAGACCAGAAGACAACAGCUGAAGUUAAUGUUAGGGCUGCUGCCUCUGUGUUCUUUGAGAAAGAGCUUGAGAGUCAAGAAGCAAUAGAAGGGGAAUCUGUCCUGUUUAGUUGUUUACUCUCUAGCGACAAUGCCCCAGUGACCUGGAGAAAAGAUGCAAAUCAGAUCACACAGGGUGGGCGAUAUACCCUCCACCGUAAAGGUGCCACUCAGGAGCUCGAAAUCAGGAAACUGAGAAUGGAGGACGCUGGCGUGUACACAUGCAGCGUCAGAGGCAAGAAGACGUCUACAACCCUCAGAGUGAUAGAGCGUGUGAGGAUUGUGAAAGGACUGCGUGACUUGGCGGUUACUGCAGGCGAGAGCGCCCGCUUUGUGUGCGAACUUUCACACGAGAACAUCCUUGACGGGGUUUGGUGGCUUGGUUCCAAUGUACUGCAGGAGAACGAGAUGAACCAGAUGAGUAUCUGUGGCAAAGAACACCAGCUGGUGCUCACUAUGACCACACCUGAAGAGUCAGGUGUUGUGUCCUUUGUGGUGGGAAAUGAAAAGACUUCUGCUCAUCUCCGUGUAAACAGCAAACCUAAAGUUUUCAUUGAAGAAAACCUGAAAGACAUGACCAUUUUUGAGGGAGAUUCUGCCACCCUGUGCUGUGUGACUUCUGACUCCUGCACACUUAUAACCUGGAAACGAAAUAAUGUAACCCUGCUCCCUGGGGAAAAGUAUGAACCUCUGAAACAUGGGAAACGAAAUAUUCUUCUAAUUCACAAAGUCAGAAAAGAGGAUGCUGGGAUUUACAUGUGCGAUACAGGAGACAUGCAGAGUAGUGCUACUCUUACAGUCAAAGAGCGUCCUUUGUUUUUCUGCGGGGAGCUCCAAAACCAAGAAGCAGAAGAGGGUGAGACUACUUUCUUGUGCUGUGAGCUGUCUCAACCUGGAGUUGCAGUUGAGUGGAAGAAGGGAGCAGUUCUGCUUAGACCGGGUAACAAAUAUGAUAUCAAACAGGAUGGAUGUGAGCUACAGCUACAGAUCAAUGACCUCACAAGUCAGGACAGUGGGGCCUACAGGUGUUGCGCCGAUGGCAUUGAGACAAGGGCCAGUAUUACUGUGAAAGAGCGCCCUUUGUUUUUCUGUGAAGAGCUUCAAAACCAAGAAUUAGAGGAAGGUGAAACGGCUUUCUUGUGCUGUGAGCUCUCUAAACCCGGAGUAUCAAUACAGUGGAAGAAGGGGGCAAUGCUCCUGAAGAAUGGACAAAAGUAUGCAAUGAUCCAAGAGGGCAAUGAAGUACAACUUCAGAUCCAUGACCUCACAAGUCAAGACAGUGGCAUCUACAGAUGCUAUGCUGGCAAUCUAGAAACACGGGCUAAUAUUAUUGUCAAAGAUCAACCUCUUUUCUUCUGUGAGGAACUCCAUAACCAGGAGGCAGAGGAGGGUGAGAUAGCCUUCCUUUGCUGUCAGCUGUCUAAACCUGGAGUUGAAGUGCAGUGGAAGAAGGGAGCAAUACGACUGAGACCAGGAAACAAAUAUGAGAUGAAACAAGAUGGCUGCAAAGCACAGCUACAGAUCCAUGACCUGACACGUCAGGAUAGUGGCACUUACAAGUGCUGCUCUGGAAGCCUGGUUACCACGGCAUCAGUUGCAGUCAAAGAACAACCUUUGUACUUCAUCAAGAUGCUUGAGUGUCAAGAAGCAGAGGAGGGGGAAACUGCCUUUCUUUGUUGCGAGCUUUCAAAACCUGGGGCUACCGUAAAUUGGAAGAAGGGAUCUGUGCUGCUAAAGCCUGGAAGAAAGUAUGAAAUAAAGCAGAAUGGUGGUGAACUGCAACUUCAGAUCCAUGAGCUCACAAGCCAAGACAGUGGUGUCUACACAUGCUGUGUUGGUAGUCUAGUGACCUCAGCAUCUCUGGAAGUGAAAGAACAACCUCUGUAUUUCUGUGAGGAGCUCCGAAGACAAGAAAUAGAAGAAGGUGAGACUGCCAUUCUGAGCUGUGAGAUCUCUAAAACUGGAGUGGAAGUGCAGUGGAAGAAGGGAAUGCGGUUGCUUCUACCAGGAAACAAAUAUGAGACUAAGCAAGAUGGCUGUAAAUUACAGCUUCUUAUACAUGAGUUGAACAGUCAGGACAGUGGCAUCUAUAAAUGUUGUGCUGGUAGCUUGGUGACCACAGCUUCUCUUGACGUGAAAGAACAUCCAUUGUUCUUCUCUGAGGAGCUCCAAAACCAAGAAGCAGAGGAGGGUAACACAGUCAUAUUGGACUGUGAGCUCUCUAAACCUGGAGUUUCAGUGCAGUGGAAGAAGGGAGCAGUAAUACUUAAGCCUAGUCAAAAAUAUGAGAUUAAACAAGAUGGCCAUCAACUACAGCUUCAGAUCCAUGCAAUAACAGCUCAGGACAGUGGGCCCUACAAAUGUUGUGCUGGAAGCUUGGUCACAACUGGUUCUCUUGAGGUAAAAGAAAAGCCAUUGUUCUUCUCUGAGGACCUACAAAACCAACAAGCAGAGGAGGGCAGGACAGUAAUAUUGCGCUGUGAGCUCUCUAAACCUGGAGUUUCAGUGCAGUGGAAGAAGGGAGCAGUGAUACUCAAGCCUAGUAAAAAAUAUGAGAUAAAACAGGAUGGCCAUCAACUACAGCUUCAAAUCCAUGAGUUAACAGCUCAGGACAGUGGGCCCUACAAAUGUUGUGCUGGGAGCCUGGUCACAACUGGUUCUCUUGAGGUAAAAGAACAGCCAUUGUUCUUCUCCGAGGAGCUCCAAAACCAAGCAGCAGAGGAGGGUGAGACAGCCGUAUUGCGCUGUGAGCUCUCUAAACCUGGAGUUUCUGUUCAGUGGAAGAAAGGAACAGUGCUUUUGAAGCCUAGCACAAAAUAUGAGAUUAAACAGGAUGGCCGUCAACUACAGCUUCAUAUACAUGAGCUAACAGCUCAGGACAGUGGGCCCUACAAAUGUUGUGCUGGGAGCCUGGUGACUACUUGCUCUGUUACAGUGAAAGAGCAACCUAUAUUUUUCUGCAAGAACCUCCAAAGCCUUGAAGCUGAGGAAGGUAAAGCGACUGCCCUGACCUGUGAGCUCUCUAAACCUGGAGUUGCAGUGCAGUGGAAGAAGGGAACAGUGUUGCUGAAACCUGGAAACAAGUAUGAGAUGAAACAAGAUGGUUGUCUUCUGCAGCUUCAAAUAUAUGACCUGAAAAUUGGAGAUAGUGGCUCUUAUAAAUGUUGUGCUGGUAACAUGGUGACGACUGCUUCUCUUGUAGUGAAGGAACAUCCAUUGUUCUUCUUUGAGGAGCUCCAAAACCAAGAAGCAGAGGAGGGUAAGACAGCUAUAUUGCGCUGUGAGCUCUCUAAACCUGGAGUUUCAGUGCAGUGGAAGAAGGGAGCAUUGAUACUCAAGCCAAGUAAAAAAUAUGAGAUUAAACAGGAUGGCCAUCAACUACAACUUCAGAUCCAUGAGUUAACAGCUCAGGACAGUGGGACUUACAAAUGUUGCGCUGGGAGCCUGGUGACUAAUGGUUCAAUUACAGUGAAAGAGCAACCUAUAUACUUCUGCAAGAUACUUCAAAGUCUUGAAGCUGAGGAAGGUGAAACGGCGUUCUUGACCUGUGAGCUCUCUAAACCUGGAGUUCCUGUGCAGUGGAAAAAGGGAACAGUGUUGCUAAAACCAGGAAACAAGUAUGAGAUUAAACAAGAUGGCUCUAAAUUACACCUUCAAAUCCAUGAUCUAAAAUGUCAGGACAGUGGUGUCUACAAAUGCUGUGCUGCUAGGAUGGAGACAACAGCUUCUCUUGUUAUAAAAGAAGCUUCCCCUAGAAGUAAAGACAUCCCUCAAGCCCCACUAAGAUCAAAAGGGCAAAAAAUUAUGGAAGAAACACACAGUGGUCUAGUGCAUAAGAAACAGGCUGUGGUCAUUGAGGAAUCAGACAUCUCUAUUUUGGAGCCAUCAGAGGUUCACUUCCAGGUUCUCUGUGAGAAACUGACAGAUGACCAGGACGUCAAGAGCAAAUCAUUGGUGAGACAAAAGGGAAAAGAUGCGAGUUCCAAAAUGAUUAACGUGUCUAGUUGCACCAUGGAAGAACCUGAAAUUACUUCUCUUACAACCAAUGCACCUGAAGAACAAAGAAAAAAAGUGGUUGACAUUGGAUCCAAAGAGGUAACUAAGGUUUCUGUGGACCAGAACAAUGAAAAGAUCUCAGGGCAAGUUCAGAAGAAAACUUCAAGCAUAGAUACAAAUGAUCAGAGCAAGGAACCACCCAGAAAUGUUCCCCAGCCUCCACCACGGUCAAAGAGUAAGGCUUCACACCAAGACCAGUACAGUGUUUUUGAAGCAAACAACCAGAGUGUUAAAGAUCUAACUGUUGACAAGAAGGGCAAGAAACAAGAUGUUGUAAUGGAGCCCACUGUGGAGACCAAAAUAACAUCAAAACAUGCUGACCUAACACCAUCUUUCUCUAAGGAGAAGGUUUCCCAGCCACAUGUUGAAAUCAAAAGGCAACCCUAUGUUUUGGAAGCAAAGAAUCGAGAUAUGGACAUAAAACAAACUGUGGAUACCACUUUAAAGAUAUCAGAUUAUGGCUUAGAUCCACCAGUCUUCAAAGAGUUAACGGCCAAACAUGUUAAAGCAUCUAAAGAACAACCAUAUAAUUUAGAGGAAAGGAAGGAGUAUAUCAAAUUGGAAUCGAGUGUAAAUAAAGAAUCAAAGAAAGAGCUAAUUGUGGACUCCAUAUCUAAGCCAUCAGAGGUUGGUGAAUAUCCCGUCAGUAUGAAUGAAAAGAAGGAAACAAAAAAGAAAUCAUUGGAUGAAAAUGAAAUGCACAAGAAGCAAAAUGUCCAGUCUGAAAUGGGACCAAAAAUUGAAAAGGUUCAGUCCCAGGAUGAACAUCAUGGAAAAAUAACAAAGAAUGUUAAAGAAAAAGCACCAAGCAUUGCCAUUACAGGCCAGAAACCCAAAGAGCAAAUAAGUCUUGUACAGAAAACCACAACAUUGACCGUUAGGGAUGUGCAGAGGGAUUCACUAGAAGGUGAAACAGAUUUACCACACAUUGAUAGUGGAGAUCUGAAAAAUGUAAAGCAGAUUGUGGAUGAACAUCAUGGAAAAGUACCAAAGAAUGCUACAGAAAAAGCUACAAAAACUGCCACUGCAAGCCAAAAAUUCAAAAAAGAAAUUAUUUCUGCAGGGAAAGCUACAACAUUGUCCGUUAAAGAUGUGCAGAGAGAUUCACAGGUAGGUGAACCGAAUUUACCAGACAUUGAUAGUGGAGAUCUGAAAAAUGUCAAGCAGGUUGUGGAUGAACAUCAUGGAAAAGCACCAAAGCAUGUUACAGGAAAAGCAACAAAUAUUGCCUUUAAAAGCCAGAAAUUCAAAGAAGAAAUAAUCCAUGCAGAGGAAGCUACAACAGUGUCCUUUAGGGAUGUGCAGAAGGUGUCACCGAAAGUUGAGCCGAAUUUACCACACAUAGAAAAUGGAGUUCAGAAAAAUGUUAAGCAAGUCGUUUUUGAAGUAGAUGUUUCUGGGGAAUCUGUAAUUCAACCUGAGGAGACAACGCUAGAGCAGAUCACAAAUGUGGAUACUGGCAAACAGAAGUGUUCUCGAGUUGAGCACGAUAAUGUUGACAGCCCUGGUAUAGACAUAGAUUUUGAGGAUGAGCCAGAGAUACGUGAGGCUGCCAUAAAGAUACAAGCUGCUUUCAAAGGUUACAAAACUAGGAAAGACAUGCGUCUAGUCUUCAAAGAAGUGUUCAAGAACCAGAAUCUUGAUCUUGGUGGCACUGCAGUCCUGGAGUGUGUUGUGGAAGGUAAAAUCGACACUAUGCGCUGGCUUAAAGAUGGAAUAGAUCUGAGACCUGGGAAAAGGUACAAUAUCACCCAAAAUGCAGAUGGUAGGUGUUUUCUAGAAAUUUCCAGGGUUACAAACAAAGAUGCUGGAAUCUACACAUGUGAAGUUGCAAACAAGUUUGGAGCAAUUAGUUACAAUGGGAAUGUGAUGGUGGGUAAACCUCAGAAGCCAUCACAAACAAUUCAGACUGCACAAACACCAGAUACAGAAAUUGUCUCUGAGAAAGAGAUUGCUCCAGUCCUAAACACUGAAGAGGAGUCAUUGAGACUCGUCUAUGAUCUCCCGGCAGAUGACACCUACAGCAAGAUCAAGGAGAAAAGGAGAAGUCUAAUUUCAGUCAGCUCCAUAUCCUGUUACUCAGAUUAUGACACAGCCCCUGAUGUUGAGACUGAAUGCCAAUCUACGGGAAAAGAGGCAGAGAAGUCAAAAAAUAAGUCUCCUACUAAGACUUCUGAAGAAGAAAAAAGUGCUAGUUUACAACCUCGAAAGACUUCAGACCAGCUGAAAGGGAAAGGUUGUGAUUCACAGAGUCACACACCGUCUCCCAAACGCCUACAUCCCUACAAGCCUUCUGCAAAUACUGAGUCAUUCUCUGAGUCAGAUGGAGAUGAUGACAGAGGAGAGAUAUUUGAUAUUUAUGUGGCCAAAACCAAUUGUCAUCCUCUGGGAGGAAACAAAGAAGCUUUUGUACUAAAGGAAGGCCAAUUUGUGGAGGUCCUGGACUCAGCCCAUCCUGUGAGGUGGCUUGUCCGUACUAAGCCAACCAAGAUUACACCAUCCCGUCAGGGCUGGGUAUCCCCGGCGUACCUAGAAAAGAAGACAAAGGAAAUAUUUUCAUUGGCCCAUGAAGCAGAAAAGGGAGAAUCCCCUGAGAAAGGCAAAACAAGGAUAACAAAGGAUGAGCAUGGCUUGAUUCAAAGUCAGUUGAUCAAGGGACUCCUUGAUGGCGAGAACAGUUUUGUGCAGGAGAUGAACUUCUUUGUGGAGCACUUUUUGCAGAACUUAGAUACGAGCUUUCAAGUUCCUCUCACCAUCCUUAGUCAAAAAGAGUACAUAUUCCGUAAUAUCAGGGAUAUUGCAAAUUUCCAUGAAUGUUGUAUUCUCCCCAAGCUAGAGAUGUGCUUCUCAGAUGAUGAUGUAGGCCAGUGUUUUGUCAGUUAUGCACCAGACUUUGAGAUGUAUCUCCAGUUCAUUACAGGCCUUCCCCAAGCUGAGGCCUGCAUCUCAGACAAAAACACACAGCAUUUCUUCAAGCAAUAUGCAAACACAGAGUUGGCACAUCUGGAUACCCAGGUCUUUGAUGUUAGCACGAAUUUGCAGAAACCCAUGGAAAGAAUUCAAACAUACAAGAAUGUACUUAAGGAGCUUAUCAGGAACAAAGCAAAGAGCGAACAGAACUGUUGCCUGUUAGAGGAUGCCUUUGCCAUGGUUUCCAGCUUGCCUUGGCGUGCAGAGAACUUGCAUCAUCUUUCCAUGAUUGAGAAUUACCCAGCACCUCUCAAGGGGCUUGGAGAACCCAUUAGACAGGGCCAUUUUACAGUAUGGGAGGAGAUUCCUGAGGUCAAAGUCUCUCAGAGAGGACAUCACCGCCACGUCUUUCUCUUUAAAGAUUGUAUUGUAUUCUGCAAGCCAAAGAGAGAACUUGGCACAUACACUGAGGCCUACAUAUUCAAGAAUAAAAUGAAGUUGAGUGAUAUUGAUGUAAAGGAUACAGUGGAAGGAGAUGACAGGUCAUUUGGUCUUUGGCAUGAGCACCGGGGAAUGCUGAGAAAAAUUAUUCUGCAAGCUCGAUCAAUCCUCCUCCGCCUCUCUUGGCUCAAAGAUCUGAGAGACCUGCAGCAGCGCAGCAAACAGCCCGCUUGGAGUGCCCCGUGCUUUGAGCAACAUCUUACUAACUAUCCAGCAAAGCUUGGACAAACUGUAAAACUGGUCUGCAAGGUCACUGGCACACCAAAACCAGCAAUAAAGUGGUAUAAAGAUGGUCAUCCUGUGAAGGAUGACGAACAUCACAUUACAUCAGAAGGACAGUUGGGUGCUUGCUAUCUUGUACUGACUGGCGUCACAGUGGUGGACUCAGGUCAAUACAUGUGUUAUGCAACCAAUCCUGCAGGGAACGCAAGCACUCUGGCUAAUAUCAUGAUUGAUGUGCCUCCAAGUUUCACAACAAGACUACAGAACUCAGUGCUUGUAAAGGGACAAGAUAUGCAGUUCAAGUGCUCCACACAAUCUGCUCCUUUACCGUCCAUAAGGUGGUUUAAGGAUGGCGUUCAACUUGAAAACACCAGGAAACAUCUGAUUCAAUCUGAUGGCCAGACAGGAAUUCUCACUCUCACCAUAAAGACAGCGGAAGAGGCAGAUCUGGGUCAAUACCAGUGUGAGCUACUGAAUGAAGUGGGCAGUGCCAAGUGUAAAGCUGAACUCUGCCCUCCAGCACCAUUAGCUGUGACGGUCAGCACCCAAAAACAAUCACAAACUACCCCAGCUCCAGAGCCCCAAUCAGAAGGUUGGUCCAGUUCCUUUGUGAAGAACCUGUUUCAUAUACUCUUUAAGCCUGGAUACCCUGAACUACCUGCUGCUGGCGUUGAAGAUAAACACACUCUUGAAGAACAGGAUGAUGUGGAGAGGCAGGUCCAGGCAGCACAGCUAGAGGGACCCAUGGAUCCUGAGGAACACUUUUACUCAAACACAGAGGAGCUGCUGACAGAGCCUCCAGCUGUGCAAGUGGCCAUUGAAAACCUGACAGUCCGGCCUGGUCAGGCUGUGACGUUCUCUGCGAUUAUUACUGGCCAACCCACCCCAGACAUUCAAUGGUUUAAGGAUGACAAGGAAAUCUCAUCCAAUGAGUACACAGAAAUAGUCCAAAGUAGUGCGCGUUGCUCUCUCACUUUGCUGGAUACUCAAACAGAGGAGUGUGGCACCUACACGUGCAUAGCUAGCAACAGUGCAGGACAAGCAUCUUGCCACGCUAAACUCUGUGUUGAUACAGGUCUAGAUGAAAUUGAGGAGGAGAAAGAAGUGGAGUUUGGAAAAAGACGGAAACUACAUUCUGUAUAUGAAGUUUAUGAAGAAAUAGGAAGGGGCACCUUUGGAGUGGUUAAAAAAGUAACACAUAGGGCGAGUGGCGAAUGUUUUGCUGCCAAGUUCCUUCCACUCAGAAGCAGCACACGGACCAGAGCGUUCCAGGAGAGAGACCUACUGUCCCGUCUAGCUCACCGCAGACUCGCAUGCCUCCUGGACUUUUUCUCCACAAGACGCACCCUGGUGUUGGUUGUAGAAUUAUGUUCUACACAGGGGUUACUAGAUCAUUUGUUUUUAAAGGGGUCGGUUACAGAGAGGGAGGUUCAGUUAUAUAUUCAGCAGGUUCUGGAGGGCAUUGGAUACAUACACAGUAUGAACAUUCUACAUCUUGAUAUCAAAACAGACAAUAUCCUAAUGGUGUCCCCUGCUAGAGAAGACAUCAAAAUCUGUGACUUUGGAUUCUGCCAGGAAAUUGACAACUCCAGACAUCAGUACAGUGUGUUUGGGACACCAGAAUUUGUUGCUCCAGAAAUUGUCCACCAAGAACCUGUGACAGUAGCCACUGAUAUCUGGUCUCUUGGUGUGGUUACUUACUUAUGCUUAACAUGCCACUGUCCUUUCUUCGGUGAGAACGACCGUGCCACACUGAUGAAGGUUGCUGAGGGUUUGCUGUACUGGGACACUCCUGAGAUCACAAGCAGAAGUGUGGAGGCACAGGACUUCCUACAUAGGGUUCUACAGCCAGACCCAGAAAUGAGACCAUCUGCAUCUGAAUGUUUGAGUCACGAGUGGUUUCAGGGCUAUUAUGAAGAUGAAGAACCAGAGGACAUAAAUACUAAAAAUGUAAAAUCUUUUAUUUCAAGAAGAAAAUGGCAGCGUUCUUUAACAUGCCUCGGCUCGGUUCUGACUCUGAGACCGAUCCCAGAGUUAUUGGAGGCUCCUCUGCGUGAUGUUUCGAUUACAGCUGCAAAGGAGUCCCAGGAGCCCAGCAGCACCUCGCUAAGUAGUGGAUCCUCUUCAGAUUAUGAUGAGGCUGAUGCCUGGGACUUCUUCCAGCAGGCGAGCCAGGAGGAUGAAGAUGAUUUGGAAGAAGAGGAUGAAUAUGACCCCUACGCUCAUGUGUCAAAGACGCCCACAAUUUUAAAACGGGAUGAGGAAGAUGUGCUUAUUGGUAAGGACAGAGUUCACAGUAGCCCGCUGGUGAUUCCCAUGAACUCACCAUCACCAGAGCCGAUAAGCUUGGAGCAAAGGGACAGUAGCCCCUCUCUUCACCUCUCUGAGGGAGAUGAAGAAUUGGCUGGUGAGCUUCCCAUACCACGUCAUAGCCUCAUCAAAAGCACUUUUUACUGCAGCUCCGAGCAGCUCUCACCCAUAUCUGCUCGUCACAUGACACUGCGGGAUAAAAUCCAAGCUAAAAAGCAAGAGCGUGGCCGUAAACCCCUCCGUGCAAGCCUCUCCGGUAGGUUGAACGAGCCCCUAAUAGAGUAUGUAGAAGAUUCCCCAGACUUAGAAGCCAAUCGUAACCAAAGAAGAGGAUCAAUCCAUUCGUCUAUCCUUAAGUCCAGCUCGUUUGAUAGUGGAGUGAGUGCUGCCCAUCCAAACAUACACACCCAGAGAAGAAGCAGAUCAUUAGAUGUGUGCAUGCAACGCUCUCCAGCUUCAAUCAUGCAGGGAGAAAACAAGCAUGAUGUCGAAGUUAGCCAGAAGCCGGACGCCACUGACGAAGAGGAGGCAAAAACUGAAGAAGUCCAAGUGAGAAGGAAACUCCUCCGUCGCUCUGCGUUUUUGUCGAAAAAGGGCCCCGUUGUUAUGAGGAAGGUGAGAGCGCAGGUCCAUGAGCUCGAAGAAGGACAUCAGCCAGUCUUGAAAUGUUCAAGUGAGGAUGACAUGCAAUUGCAGAUCAUGGAAACAGAAGCAGCACAUUUAGGUGAUGAGGAGAGCGUGGAUGGCUCACAGCUAUCAUCGCUAGCAUGCUCGCUUGACCACGGUUCAGAGGCAUCUAGCAGGGUAGGCUCAUAUGAAGAACUCUCUCAUAAACACCAACACGGUGAAAUCUUGAUCGCUGGAUCCUCUGGAAAAACAUCUCCAUGCUCUCUUCUACAGGACUCUGAGGAUGAUGACAUGGAGAGCGUUCUGAGAUCUCUUCGGCAAGACAUCCCGCAAGCCCCGCCAAGACGGCGCACCAACAGUUCAAGCUCUGGAUUAAAUGAGAUGCGACAUAAGAGCGGCAUUGCUCUGAGAAGAAGCUCCUCUGCAGUUCCUGUCCAGGCUGUGGUUGCAGGCCAAGAAAGCAAAGAGGUGCUUCAAAGAUAUGCCUCAGCCCCAGCUCUACAAGACAAGCCCCCGAGUGGGAAAUCUUCCAAGCCUGGAUUCAUGAAGAUCUUCCGCAAGCACUCGUGGGCUAGCCAUUCUUCUCCUCAGCUAGAGGGCUUGGAAAAGAAACAAGCAGAAGGAGCAUCCACUCGGCCCAAGACCCCUCUUCUAACCUUGAGGAAGAAGAUGCAAGCUUCAGCAUCUAGCAUUACGAAAUUGUUCACCCGACAGUGCAGCAUGGAUGACGUAGAGAAGAAGAAAGGCGCAGGACCAAUUGUGAAGAACCCUUCGCCUGUCAUGCCAGAGAAAAUGACUCACCCUGCCCCAGUUCCUGCUGCCACUUCAUCGGAAAGUCCUCAGAAGAGCUCCAAAUUGUUCUUGCUGAAAAUGCCGAUAUUUAAGAAAACCAAAGAAAGUCCAGUCAAACCAUCCAGGCCAGAUGUCAUUCAGCUAGCAGUGGGUGGAGCUCUUGUGUUCUGGAAACCUGUGCCAUCCAAAGACCUUGUCACGUAUUGUAUUCAGUAUAGUGUAAAUGGUGGGGAGUGGAGAACAUUGUCAGAGAAUGUCACAGACAGCUGUUUCACUGCUAAUGCCCUUCCGAGAGGACCGGGAUAUAUAUUCAGAGUGUCAUUUAACACCAAGACAGGGUUGGCACCUUUCAGUGACCCUUCACCACCUGCUUUUAUGGCCACGCCUUAUGAAGAGUCUCACAAUCCUCUCAUUCAGAUGGAAUCUAUUGGGUCAAAGGUCACUGUACCUGGAGGUCUUGGCACUGAGAAGUCUUAUAAAUUCCUGUCUGAAAUCAACAGAGGCCGUUUCAGUGUGGUAACGCAGUGUGAGGAUAGUCGCAGCUCUCAGAUGUUGGCAGCUAAGAUAACCCACUACAGACCAGAGCAGAGGCAAUUGGUUUUGAGGGAAUAUCAACUGCUUCGCCGGCUGAGUCACCCUCGGAUCGUCCAGCUGCAGUCGGCCAUCCUCACCCCAACCUGCCUGGUGCUUAUAGAGGAGCUGUGCUCAGGGCGAGAGCUUCUUUAUAACCUUGCAGAAAGGAAUCUAUAUUCAGAAACGCAUGUGACAGACCUACUAGAACAGAUUCUGAGCGCUGUGGAUUACCUGCACAGCCGACGCAUUGUACACCUGGACCUAAAGUCAGACAACAUGCUUGUGACAGGCCGAAAUGUAGUGAAGAUUGUUGAUUUGGGCUCCGCUCAGCCCUUCACUCCAGGACAGGCGCUGAACAUCGAACACAUCAAAGAAAUGACAGAUAAUAAAGUUUAUAUUGUCCUUCCUAAAGCUCCUGAAAUCUUAGAUGGACAAGGAGUUGGACCCGAAACUGAUAUCUGGGCUGUUGGUGUUUUGGCUUUUAUAAUGUUGAGUGCAGACAGUCCCUUUCAUGCUGAUUUAAAUUGGGAGAGGGAUCGAAACAUCAAAAAAGGAAAGAUCCAGUUCAGUCGUUGUUACCCAGGUCUCUCAGAGGGAGCCAUCAACUUCAUGAAGAACACCAUGAGCAACAAAUCCUGGGCAAGACCAACAGCUGCAGAGUGCCUCCAAAACCCCUGGAUACAAGGAGACCGUCCUCCCUCCAAACACAGCGACUCUGUGGUCUGUUUUUCAACAGACAAGCUGCAGGCCUAUCUCAGGGAAAGAGAGCUCAAGCGAGACCACGUCCGCACAAAAAUUAAACUGCCCCUCUUGUAAUUCAAGGGAUAGAACAUAUUUGGUGGCUGAAAGUGAUGUGUGAAACUGUAAAAUGCUUUUAGUUUUUUUUUAAGCAUAGAUUUAUUUUUUGUGCUGCUCUCCCACAAGGGGAAAGAUUAUGAUGAAAGGUUUUAGCAGUAAUGAUAAUCAAUUAUAUUUCUUUAGAUAGGCCUACAAUUUUUCAACUGGUGUAAUCCGGCUAUCUGCAUGACAGUUCUUCGAUUAUUGCUUUGUAAUCAAUCAAACAGUGACACAUUACUUAAACACUAUUUUACAAUAGUUUAAAUUUAUGCAUGUUAUCUAUCUAUCUAUCUAUCCAUCCAUC
This is a messenger RNA of Rhinichthys klamathensis goyatoka, 19651 nucleotides long. It is a transcript of the gene obscna, whose product is annotated as obscurin, cytoskeletal calmodulin and titin-interacting RhoGEF a. Gene Ontology annotation, biological process: protein phosphorylation. The transcript is spliced from 80 exons. The coding region runs from base 1 to 19326 and encodes 6441 amino acids. Gene Ontology annotation, molecular function: protein binding; guanyl-nucleotide exchange factor activity; protein kinase activity. Lineage: Eukaryota; Metazoa; Chordata; Actinopteri; Cypriniformes; Leuciscidae. The record is from RefSeq and is a predicted model, not a curated record.